CCGGCCAUGGCGGGAACGCGCGCGCCCUGCUGAUUAACAACACAACACCGGGGGCAAACUGCGGUGCGAAAAACCAACUAGUUCUGUCGGGAUGUUACAUUUUAAACAUGUUUGAAGCCCCGAGGAAAUCGACUAAUGCCCUCCAGCCAUGUUCGGAGAGCCGAGAGGAGUCAAAGGAGAAGAAGCAACCGGUGUCCGAGUCUCCUCCGCUUACAGAAAACCGUGUCAAGGCGAAGAAGAAAAGGAGGAAACGGCAACAAGAGCAAGAAGCGCAAGAAAGUGAGAAACGCUCCGAUUCUGCGCCUCAGCUCCUCUGCCCCGAGGACACACUUUCAGUUCGCGGAGGAAACGAAAAGUCCGGUAACGUGGGCGACCCGAUCGUUAGAGGAAUCUUUCAAAUCGGGAAGAAGAGCCACGAUGUGAUUCUCACUGCCACGCGAGUCACGUGGACGCGCAUCCAGCCCGAAAGCCCUACAGGCGAGUCCUCACAGAAGAAGCCUGUAGAGGACUUCGUGGAGCUAAAGGACGUGUUUGCGGUGAAGGUGAAGCGUCGACGUUCGGCCGGUCAGCAGAGCGGCGGCACGCUGCUAGGCAUCACGUUGUUCUUCUGCAAACGCAAAGGAGCUAAACUCAAAGAUGACACCAUCCACCUGGACAACCUGAGCGUGGAUCACUGCGAAAUCUGGUUCAGACAUCUCAAAGACAUCCUCAACGGUUUUAAGCGCCGUCCCAAGUCACUGAAGGUGUUUGUGAACCCGAUAAGCCACAAGAAGGAUGCGUACCAAAUCUACCAGGACCGGGUAGCUCCACUGUUCAAGCUCGCUGAUAUACAGACUGAUGUCACUGUCACUGAGCAUAAAGGCCACGCUCUCUCCAUCCUGAAGGAGUGCAGCCUGGAUGAGUAUGAUGGGGUGGUGUGUGUAGGUGGUGACGGCUCUGUAGCUGAAGUUGCUCAGGGUUUGUUGCUCCGAGCGCAGAUGGAUGCUGAGAGGGACACACACUCUGCCUUCACGCCCGUCCCAGCACCACUUCCUCUAGGUGUGAUACCAGCAGGUUCAACCAAUGUUGUUGUGUGCUCUGUCCACGGUGUGAAACAUCCUGUAACUGCAGCACUGCACAUCAUCCUGGGUCACAGACAGCCAGUCGAUGUGUGCAGUGUGAGCUCGAUGGGUGGGCUUCUGCAGUUCGGCUUCUGUGUGAUGGUGGGUUUUGGUGCUCAAGUGCUAGCUGUGGCAGAAAGAUUGAACUGGAUCCCGCCCACACAGAGACUCGAACUCGCCUUCAUCACUGCACUCGCUCAGCUCAGACCUGAAGACUGUGAGUUGUCCUUUAUACCUAGCAGCACUGGCGAAUCAGAUCACACCCAGAGUGAGCCGGAGGAGGACCUGAGUGAUGUUGAAGAUGCUGAAUGGCAGGUCUGCAGAGGUCUCUAUCUCAGCGUGACCAUUAUGUCCAUCCCAUGCUUGUGCUCUGUGGCUCCUAAAGGCCUCGCUCCGUUCACCAGGCUGAACAACAACAGCAUGGCACUCACAGCUGUAGCAAACACUUCCAGGUCAGAGUUCAUCAAGCACCUGAAACGCUACAGCAGCUCUAACAAUCCGUUCAGUUUCUCGUUUGUGGAGGUGCAGCGUGUGCGGGCGGUGAAGCUGCAGCCGUGCUCUCACCGUGAUGACGAGCAGCACGACGCCAAACACACUCCCAUCAUCCCCUCUGAGAGAACUCUAACCUGGAACAUCGACGGAGAGCUGCUGGAGGUGCAGGGGGAAGUGCUUAUCCGGGUUCAUCCUGAACUCCUCACGCUGUUCGGCACAGACAUCGAGGAAGCCGAGGAGCCGCCUGUUAACUGCAGCUGCAUUUAAUCAUCUACAUUGUGUUCCCAUCACAGAGUAGCUCCCUGGGUAGGCUGCAUUUUUAGAAUGAGGAGGAGAAAGGGAAUUGCAGUCAUUCAUUCAUGUUUGCAGGAGUCAUUUAAAAUAAACUAGCUAUAUUGAUAAUCACCAAGUUUAACUUGCUAGUUAGACUUAGCCAGCUGUUAUUCAGUGAACGGUAGUGUAGCUGUUCGCUAGUUUAGUUAAUCUGUCCUCAGGUAAGCCGACAAACUAGUGAGUGAUAGUGCAUGAACAAAUGUCAUGUUAUAAACUUCCUUUCGAAAAAAGCGCUGAACAAAGAGACACAGACGUCGUUGAAGACGGCGUAGACAGACCGACUCGAGCUCUUCAGUAAAUAGAAAAGUCAUUUAGUUGAAAACACACACAUUAUACACAGUACAGUCCAGUGCAUCAGUACUUAAAUAAUAGCAGAGGACAUGCAGGGACAAAUGCCUCUUUACACACACACACACACUCUUUUAGAAUUUUACACACAAAUCUGCUGCUCUGAAAAUAAAAAAGUUACACAAUUCUAUUCAUUCAUUUAAUAAACACAGUGAUUUGAAACAGAAAUGGAAUGUGCUUUUGCGUGUGACUCCCUGAAACACACACACACACACACACACACACACACACACACACACACACACAGUGGUCACUCAUUGGGUAAAAUUUGACACACAGUAGUGUGUAAUCUCUCUCUCUCUCUCUCUCUCUCGGUGGCCGUGUGCCAGACACGCAUCAGUCUUAACAUUCGUCUCCAGCACUGUUUCAGUGGCUGUGAGCCAACACACACACACACACACUCCUUCCAUCUGGUGUCUCCACACUGUCUCCAUCCUAACUCUUAACCAUUCCACCCAACAGCAGGAGACAGAAAUGGAUGGAGGGAGGGAGGGGGAGAGAGAGAGAGAGAGAGAGAGAGAGAGAGAGAGAGAGAGAGAGAGAGAGAGAGAGAGAGAGAGAGAGAGAGAGAGA
Messenger RNA from Ictalurus punctatus (channel catfish), 2846 nucleotides. It is a transcript of the gene cerkl, whose product is annotated as ceramide kinase-like. Lineage: Eukaryota; Metazoa; Chordata; Actinopteri; Siluriformes; Ictaluridae. Gene Ontology annotation, molecular function: kinase activity. The transcript is spliced from 13 exons. The coding region runs from base 108 to 1859 and encodes 583 amino acids. The record is from RefSeq and is a predicted model, not a curated record.